This is a messenger RNA of Cyprinodon tularosa, 1009 nucleotides long. RefSeq names its product C-type lectin domain family 1 member A-like. The record is from RefSeq and is a predicted model, not a curated record. NCBI's taxonomy places the organism in Eukaryota, Metazoa, Chordata, Actinopteri, Cyprinodontiformes, Cyprinodontidae. The coding region runs from base 111 to 851 and encodes 246 amino acids. The transcript has 6 exons.
CUUUUGUGUCCUAUUGUAGUGAGGACACAGACGUUUCCAAGCUUUAGAACCAUAGUUUAGGACAGAAACAGCAUAGAGUGAAGCUUUAUAUUUGAUUUUCAGACAUCGCAAUGGGUGUAAACAAUGGAUUAACUUUGCAGGAAGGACCUACCACCAAAGCCUCGACAGAACAAUGUGACCACAAACCGUUGGCUCAUUACUUGUCCCUGCUCUGCUUCAUGCUCACCAUUGUGACUCUGCUUCAGACUCUCUGCUUGGUGCAGAUCACCUUCACAUCUCAGUCUCGCUCAAUUGCACAAGAAAACAAAUUGCAAGAUCUGACAAACAGACUGAAGAAGCUCAAUCAGUCCCAUCACCUCCUCUUUGCCCAGUAUCCUGCUCUGAAUCAAUACUGUCCCACAAUCAACUCUUCCACUGGUGAUAGAGAGUGCAGACCAUGUUUGGCUGAAUGGAAACUUAAUGGAGAUAAAUGUUUUUACUUCAGUGAGGACAGAGCUGACUGGAUCAGCAGUCAGUACCGCUGCAUGUCACUGGGAGGCGCUGUGGCUACCGUUAAAACAGAGGAGGAGCAGGAGUUUCUGUUUAAAACAGCCCAGAGCCUGAGUCAGGGAGACUCAUAUUGGCUUGGGCUGAGGGGAAGUGGUGUGGAAGGGACCUGGCAGUGGAGUGACGGAACCCCUUUGGAGAAUGGACCACAGUUUUGGUACCAUCAGCCAGAUAUCACAGGAGAGAGCAAUGAGCUCUGUGGACGGCUCACACCAGCAGACAACUACAGGAGGAGCUGGUUCAUUUCCAGGUGCUCUGGUCAGCUGAGGAGGAUCUGUGAGCGCAGACAAGCAUCUCUACAGUGACCCAGGAUAAACUUUCUGCUUCGGUAUCAGGCAGUAGCAAAUCCCUGCAAGAUUUAGAAGCGUGUAUUUGGAUCAUGUUUGCAGGACUAAAUGGAUCAAUAGUAUCCUAUGUUAAAUGGUUUUGUAAUGCAAUUAUUCUAAACUGUGAUUAAUCCCUU